UUCCCAUUUCCAUGUCGCGGAGGAAAGAACUUUGAACAGAAAAAACAAAUUAUAUAUACCCACAGAGCGAGCGAGAGAGAGAGAGAGAGACACAGGGACCGAACAGAAGUGGAGAUCAUACACAAAGCUUUUCUCUCUUUCUCUGUGUAAGGGACAGAGAGAACAGAGAGUGGUUGGUCGGUCAUUGGAUUAUUCGUACUCAAUCUCGGCUUCAUCUCUUCUAGUUCUUCUAUUUUGAUUGGUCUGCAAUCGAUUGCUUCUUCAUCGAUUCUGGGUUUGAAGUUUUGCCGACAAAUAAAAUGACCAAGAAGAUAACGUGGAAAUCCUUCGUUCCCGGUUGCUACAGGGCGGAGAUCCCGCCGGAAGAACCCAAGAAGAGAAUUAAGAAGCAAACUUCUUCUUCGUGGAUAUCGUUGACAGACAUAAACAACCCGGGUUCACCACUGUCGGCCGAUGAUAUCUCGAAUUCUGUCAUCGGCUCCAACCUCCAUGCGUUUAUGCUGGCAGAGCUGAGGGUGAUCACGCAGAGCUUCUCGUCAAGCAAUAUCCUGGGCGAGGGCGGGUUCGGCCCAGUUCACAAGGGGUUCAUCGAUGACAAGCUCAGACCUGGGUUGAAGGCGCAGGCUGUGGCCGUUAAGCUCUUGGACUUGGAGGGCUUGCAAGGACACCGGGAGUGGCUGGCUGAAGUUAUAUUUCUUGGGCAAUUGAGGCACCCCAAUCUCGUGAAGUUGAUCGGAUACUGCUGUGAGGACGAGCACCGACUUCUUGUAUACGAAUACAUGGUGCGAGGAAGCCUAGAGAAUCAACUCUUCAGAAGAUAUUCUGCUUCGUUGCCAUGGUCAACCAGAAUUAAAAUUGCGCUGGGAGCUGCCAAGGGUCUCCAAUUUCUGCAUGAAGCGGAGAAACCUGUAAUAUACCGGGAUUUCAAAGCUUCCAAUAUAUUGUUAGACUCGGAUUACACAGCUAAGCUCUCAGAUUUCGGGCUAGCCAAGGACGGUCCUGAAGGGGAUGAAACUCAUGUCUCAACCCGUGUUAUGGGCACCCAAGGCUACGCAGCUCCCGAGUACGUCAUGACUGGUCAUUUGACAAAAAUGAGUGACGUAUACAGCUUCGGAGUGGUGUUCCUAGAGAUGCUGACGGGAAGACGAUCCAUGGACAAGAACCGUGGCCCUAGAGAACAGAACCUUGUAGAGUGGGCAAGGCCACUAUUGAAUGAUAGUCGCAAACUAGAGCGGAUAAUGGACCCAAAGCUGGAAGGGCAGUACUCGAACAAGGGAGCUCAGAAGGCAGCCGCAUUGGCUUACCAAUGCUUGAGUCACAACCCAAAGUCCAGACCCACAAUGGGCAUCGUGGUUAAGACCUUGGAGCUUAUACAAACCUAUAACAACGACAUCCCCAUUGGACCGUUCGUGUAUAUAGCUCCAAGUGAAAACCCCAAGGAAGGUGAUGUCAAAGUGGGUAAGAAGGAGGAGGAAAAGGAAGCAGACAAGAAGAAAGAGAAUGACCACCACCACCACCAGCGUGCAAAGGAGGAUAGAAAGGAAGGUGAAGCAAACAAGGAGGAAAAAGACGAAAACAAGAAAGGCAAUGGACGUCGCCACCACCGUGGCCACCGACAUCGCAUAAGGACACCAAGAUCUCCGGCUGUCUAUUCUGAUAUUACAUUAUAUAAGAAUUUUGGUAGUGGCUUGAAUUCCCCAAAAGCAGUACAGAAGCAAGGGGAAGUAGCUUUGUAGAUUUGUAAAUCAUAAAUCACACUGUUGACUGUACAGAGAUUUUACUUCCGAGUUUCAAGGAAGUGAUGGAGCUUGUGUAAACGGAGCGAGCCAUCUGGGGUUUCUUUUUUAUCUUUAAUCAUCAUCAGUGAAUGUCAAGUAAGGUUAUAACUUAUAAAGAGGUCCAUAAAGGUCUAUAUUGUUGUGAGGACGGACCUCUUGGUCAUUUUAGAAAUUCUUUCAAUACUUGGAAAAUUCAAUCC
This is a messenger RNA of Nelumbo nucifera (sacred lotus), 1978 nucleotides long. Its product is annotated as serine/threonine-protein kinase RIPK. Gene Ontology annotation, biological process: protein phosphorylation. NCBI's taxonomy places the organism in Eukaryota, Viridiplantae, Streptophyta, Magnoliopsida, Proteales, Nelumbonaceae. Gene Ontology annotation, molecular function: protein kinase activity; ATP binding. The record is from RefSeq and is a predicted model, not a curated record.